This is a messenger RNA of Rasamsonia emersonii CBS 393.64, 813 nucleotides long. RefSeq lists its product as uncharacterized. Bases 1 to 813 code for a protein of 270 amino acids. NCBI's taxonomy places the organism in Eukaryota, Fungi, Ascomycota, Eurotiomycetes, Eurotiales, Trichocomaceae. The transcript has 5 exons. Gene Ontology annotation, molecular function: phosphatidylcholine lysophospholipase A1 activity. The record is from RefSeq and is a predicted model, not a curated record.
AUGCCAAAUAACAAUAAUAAUAAUAAUACCAACACCCUCCGCAUCCUCUGCUUCGGCAACUCUCUCACAGCAGGAUACUGGCACUACGGCCUCGAAUACCACCCCUACGCAAUCAAACUGAAAGAGCGACUCCAACAAAGCAUUACAGAAGAAGAGUUGCUUCCGCCAAACACGGACAUCGUCAUCGAUGUCGAGGGUCUUCCGGGUGACUUGGCCGUUUCGCCUCCGGGGAGGUUUUUGGGGAGGAUGGAGGGGAGGUGUAUAUCUCCCUAUCCUACAAUAAAUAUAUUAUGGAUAGGGUGUUUAUGCAGCAAGACGGCUUAUGACUGGGUUAUUGUUCUUGGGGGGACGAACGACCUCGCCUACGGCACCUUCUCCCCCAGCCAAAUCUUCGCCGCCCUGCAACAAGCCUGGUCCACUGCCCUCACCUCCUCGACAAGCAACAACAGAACAAACGUCCUCGCACUAACAAUCCCCGAAUGCUCCGCCAUCAGCGACCGGCUCACCCGUCGCCGGGACGAAUUGAAUGCGAAGAUUUUGGCUCAUAGGGCGGAGAGAUUCUACACAUUCGAUCUCCACUCCGCAUUGCCGUAUCAUUCCCUCUCUGAGAACGAGAGGGAGAGGAUCUGGGAUGAUGGAUUGCAUUUGACGGAUGAAGGGUAUGAUCUUAUGGGGGAGUUGGUUGCGGGGAGGUUGGUUGAGUUGUUGAAGAAGAAUAAGAAGACGACGGAGUCGGAGGAUGGAAGAAAAGGAAAGAAGAUUGGUGACGUUGGUCGUGAUGAAUUGAAUAAGAUGGCAGUAACGUGCAGAUGA